Molecule: messenger RNA, 807 nt
Organism: Suillus clintonianus
Lineage: Eukaryota; Fungi; Basidiomycota; Agaricomycetes; Boletales; Suillaceae
Product: kinase-like domain-containing protein
Exons: 7
Coding region: 1-807 (268 amino acids)
Biological process (GO): protein phosphorylation
Molecular function (GO): protein kinase activity; ATP binding
Source: RefSeq, a predicted model, not a curated record
AUGACUUCGAAGAUUCAGAAAAUAAAGAAGAUCGGUGGAACUUCAUCGGCAAAUGUGUACAAGGCAAAAUAUUAUAUCGACAAUACAACCUCUAAACAGGUUGUCGUGAAGUCGUUCAGGGGGCAAUCUGAAAGCCAGGAAUUAUUACUCCAAGCCGAAACCUGGAUGACUUUACGGCACGAUAAUAUCCUUACUCCGAUAGGAUUCACUGAUGGAUUCGGACCGUUUCCAUCGAUUGUGUACGACUGGAUGCCCGGCGGGACAUUGGCCUCGUACCUCGAACAAAAUUCUGACAGUCUGAGUGUGCUGCAAAAGCUUUGCAUUGCAAGUCUUAUCCAGCAAAUAGCGGCCGGACUCUGUUACCUUCACGACAAGAAUGUCAUUCAUGGCAACCUACAUGGGAACAACGUCCUAAUCGACACCAACGGUGUUGCAUACCUUGCAGAUUACGAAGUUACUGUGGCGCACCGAGGACAAUACAUCCCACCGUCUGUGAGAUGGCAGGCGCCCGAACGCUUCGACAGCCAAGGCGUUGUCGCACCCACGACAAAGAGUGAUAUCUACUCUCUUGGAGCUAUCAUGCUUCAGGUGUUUACUGGCCGUGAGCCCUAUUUCGAUGUCAGAAGCAGAUCCAAGGUUUCCAUCGAAAUAUUGAAUGGAAGUAAACCCUCGCGACCGCAUGAUGCUCAUAUCGCGGAUCAUCACUGGCUAUUCAUUCAAACAUGCUGGUCCGUCCCAGAACACCGCCCAUCUGCCGCUGAAGUGCUACACUUCGCUCAAAGUGAAGCCGAUCUUCUUAGCGCAUAG